UGCAGAGAUGAUCAUUCCCCUCUCUGAGCUCUCUCUUUCCUCCUCCUCCUCGACGGGAAGUAUGGUUGGUUCUACUGUGGCUAUGUCUGAAAUGGAUAUCGCUGAAGAAAAGUUUGCUGGCUGCAGUAGAAUACCAGACAUAGAACGUAAUCUAUCCCACAAUGCUUUUCCUGACAGUGCGGAUAACUCACACGGAUCAAUCGAAGAUAUAGAAAUUCCUUUAAAAUACUUGGAUAGUUUGUCGUCAGAUUGGGAUAACAGGAACAACGAUGACGACGCACCCAUCCGAUGUAAAAUCAAGUGUAUCGUGUAUGGCAUAACAGAUUUUGGGUUUAAGAAUAGCACAACGUAUGGCUAUUUCGUCAAUGUUGCCGAUGGGAGCCGCGAGUCCAUGGUUUGCAUCCCCCGCAAGAUUGCAGAAAAGCAUUAUUCUCCGAAGCAGGGCUGUGUCAUGUCUGACUUGGACUUGAAGACCAAGUUGUGCAGUUUUCAGGUUACAAUGCUCGUAGAGAUGACCAAAGACUCUAAUCUCCCGGUCGCCCUUGAGAUAAAUGAUGAACAGAUUUCAUUUGAUUUCCGGUGGUUUCUUGGACCACAACGUAGUAAGAUGCAUCCUGGCUUCUGA
Molecule: messenger RNA, 625 nt
Organism: Papaver somniferum (opium poppy)
Lineage: Eukaryota; Viridiplantae; Streptophyta; Magnoliopsida; Ranunculales; Papaveraceae
Exons: 4
Coding region: 8-625 (205 amino acids)
Molecular function (GO): nucleotide binding
Source: RefSeq, a predicted model, not a curated record